UUGCUUUGUCAAGGUUUCACAUUGGUCAGCCGUUGACCACUGGGAAGGCGAGCGUCAAGUGUGUUCUCGGUACUGCUGUAGUGUAGUAUGGCACGAGUGAGUCAAGGGCUCAAGGCUACUGCGUUCCUGAGUGAAGUUCCCGUCUGUUAAGCGGGGUAGUCGACAGGACAAUUUUCACGCACAGAAAUCAGGUUGCACUAACAGCAGGUACAAUUCUUGUCUCCUGACCUAGUUGGGAAGGAGAUAAUCUCUUUCAUCUCUGUGUUCUGUGUCGAACAGGUUAAGUUUCCUCUGAGAUGCUCCGACCACAGUAGGGGAAAGCCCCAGCCUCCAUUGUCAUUCGUCUCACAUAUAAAUACAAUGUUUGACUGCGAUGCAAAUGCCUGAGAUCAGCUCUGCUGCGACCUCGUCUCUUUCAACAACUAUCCGGGUUCUCUCUUCAGCCACCGUCGGGUUUGUAAUUGACCUGAGUACCAUCUUCAACCGGACAGAUUCUGGCCACUACCUUCCCGCUGCUGGUGCAAGGGAGACCAUCUGUCGGCUCCAGAACAGUAGCAUCCCCUUUGUGAUCACAGCGAUGAAAACUAAGGUUACCGAGACAGAAGUUGCGCGAUGGCUGUCAGCACAAUUGGGUCUUGGGGUCAAUCGGGAAUGCAUUACCCUGCCCCAGUCACCAUUCAGAACCUUUGCCAGCACUUACAAAGGCCGCACCAUCCUCGCCGUGGGAAGCCAGGAGGAGAGAGUUCGCCGGUUCGCUCUCAAUUAUGGGUUCGAGCAUGUUCUUACAUGCAAAGAUAUUGCUAGCCGGAAACAUCGGGGACAAAUCGUCUCGGCUAUCUUCGUGUUCUGGGUUCCCAAUGAUUGGGAUCGGGAUACUCGCACGGUUAUCGACAUGCUGCUGUCUGACCAUGGGCGUGUUGGGACUCGAUUCGGAGGUUCUCUUGACGAACGCUUCUUCGAUACGCAGCCGACAUUGUAUAUUUGUAUGGCUGAUACAUCUGCAGCGGGACAUCAACCCGUUGUCAGGGGUGGCAAGACCUGGUUUGACACCCUCCUGAAGAGAUGGAGGGAAGAAACAGGAGGAUUACCACUCGAAUACUACGCCUGUGGCAUGGGGUGCGAUGGCCUGACAAUCCAUACUGCUGACAAGGUGUUGAAUGGAUACCGACAAGAACCCUAUCGUUCGCUCACCGAGCAGUCGUCGGCGGAGCAUCCGCGUUGACGUAAACAGAUUGGGGCUGACUGUCCACGACUUCGAUCCCCUCCUCAGACCGUGGCACGUGGCUAAAAGCCUUGAGAAGGCAGUUGAGUACGCCCUACUCGAGGAGUACUGGGACUGCAUCGAAGCUGGACUGACACCACUGUUCCCGAAGCCUGAGAGUGCAGAGACAUCGCUCUUGUG
Molecule: messenger RNA, 1402 nt
Organism: Canariomyces notabilis
Lineage: Eukaryota; Fungi; Ascomycota; Sordariomycetes; Sordariales; Chaetomiaceae
Exons: 3
Coding region: 374-1222 (282 amino acids)
Source: RefSeq, a predicted model, not a curated record